This is a messenger RNA of Fusarium sp. VM40, 225 nucleotides long. NCBI's taxonomy places the organism in Eukaryota, Fungi, Ascomycota, Sordariomycetes, Hypocreales, Nectriaceae. The record is from the annotation of a GenBank genome assembly.
AUGGACAGCGCUUUGAAGUAUAAAGAGCAGCUUGAGGAAGCUGGCUUUGUGGAUAUCAACAUUGCCAAGCGCAAGUGGCCGACGAACCAUUGGCCCAAGGAUCCAAAGCAUAAGCAGAUCGGCCGAGGUGGCCUCGGCUGGAGUAAGGAGGAAGUCGGGGGGUUUCUCACAGAUGUCCGCGAAGAUAUGAAAAAUGCGAACAUUCAUUCGUACUGGCCAAUGUAA